AAACUCUUAUUGAGUUCCCUAAGAAAGAAUAUUUGGUUCAAGAAUGAAGUUUUGAAAUUGGGGCAUUCUGAAAUAGACACCAUUAUCGAGAAACUCGACUCCGAGAAUGCACUUGGAUUCUUCUUUUUGUUGCAAAAUCAAUUCGGAGUCAAGCACUCACGUAAUCUGCAGUUUGUUAUUGCCCAUAUCUUGGCGGAAAAGAAGAGGUCCCGCGCACUGCGGUGUCAUCUGCAACGGGUUCUGCAAGAUGAAGGCUGUGGAUCCGCACCCUCAUUGUGUGAGCUGCUUUAUAAGAGCUUCAGGGGCUGGGACUCAAACCAUAUGGUGUGGGAUAUGCUGGCAUUUGUUUAUUGUAGAGCUGGUAUGGUCCAUGAUGCCCUUAUUGUCCUGUCUAACAUGAAGGACUUGUAUAUUCGGCCAUCAAUUAUGACAUACAAUAGUUUGUUGCACAACCUGAGGCACACUGAUAUCAUGUGGGAUGUUUAUACUGAUAUCGAAGCUAAUGGGAUUCGUCCGACUGAGUACACGAAUUCAAUUUUCCUUGAUGGUCUAUGUAGGCAGUCCUUGAUUCAUGAAGCAAUUGCAUUUUUGCGGGAAAUAGAAGAAAAACAGGCUGAGCCUUGUGUUGUUUGGUUUAAUACUCUGAUGUCAGGAUUCUGUAGAAUGGGUUUUGUAGAUAUUGCAAAAUCAUUCUUUUGCAUGAUGUUUAAAUAUGGAUUAAUUCCAGAUGCAUAUAGUUAUAAUACUCUCAUUCAUGGGCUCUGUAUUAGUGGUUCGCUGGAAGAAGCAUUAGACUUUACAAAUGACAUGGUAAAACAAGGAUUAGAGCCUGAUGAAGUUACUUAUAACAUUCUUGCGAAAGGAUUUCGUCUACUUGGUAUGAUGAAUGGAACUUGGGAGGUUACUGAGAGAAUGCUACAUAGAGAGCAAAACCCUGAUCUUCUAACCUACACCAUACUAAUUUGUGGGCAUUGCCAGGCAGGUAAUGUUGAAGAGGGCUUUAGGCUGCGAGAUGAGAUGCUAUCUAAAGGUUUUCAGUUAAAUGUUAUGUCAUACCGUGUGCUGCUCAGCAGUUUGUGUAAAAGUGGACGGAUAAAUGAAGCUCUGAGUUUGCUUUCUGAGGUAGAAAAUGUUGGUUUAAAACCAGAUCGUUUUAUGUAUUCUAUGAUAAUUCAUGGGCUUUGCAAGCUGGGAGAAGUACCAAAAGCCAUCCAACUUUUCAAGGAGAUGUGUACAAAGAGAAUCAUCCACAAUUCUUUUCCACACAGAUCUGUUUUAUUAGGAUUAUGUGAGAAAAGACCAAUAUCUGAAGCAAGAAGUUAUUUUAAUAUGUUGACAAAUAGUGACUGCAUACAGGAUGUUGUUUUGUACAAUAUUAUGAUCGAUAGAUAUAUUAAACAUGGCAAGGUGGGAGAGGCUGAAGAAUUGUACAAACAGUUACUGGAAAAAGGGAUUGCCCCAACUAUAAUUACAUUCAAUUCCCUAAUAAAUGGUUCAUGCAAAGCUGGUAAACUAGCUGAUGCUAGAAAGUGGUUAGAUGGCAUCAAGGUGCAUAAUUUAGUGCCAUCAGUUGUUACAUAUACUACCCUUAUGAAUGCAUUCUGUGAAGCCGGAAAUUUAGAGGCCACAGUUGAGCUGCUUGAAGAAAUGGAAGCAAAUGGUCUGGAGCCAAAUCAAUUAACCUACUCUGUGGUUAUGAAAGGACUAUGUAAUCAAGGGAAGCUGGAAGAAUCUGUUGCGGUUCUCAAGGGUAUGUUAGCCAAGGGUCUCUCUCCAGAUCAAGCUUCUUAUAAUGCUCUGAUCCAAUGUUUUUGUGAAGCUCGAGAUCUCAACAGGGCAUUUCAGUUACAUGACGAGAUGGUUAAACUGAACAUUCGCCCGAAUCGUGGCACUUAUACCAUUCUUAUAAAUGGUUUGUGUGUAUAUGGAGACCUUGAUGAUGCUGAACGAUUAUUUUCCUUUCUCCAGGACCAACAUAUCAGAUUUUCAAAAGUUGUGUAUACCACUCUCAUCAAAGCAAAUUGUGCAAAGGGAGAUGUUCAGAAGGCUAUGGUACUCUUUCGUCAGAUGGCUGAAACUGGGUUUGAAAUUUCGGUGAAAGAUUAUAGUGCUGUCGUUAAUAGACUGUGCAAAAGAUCUUUACUGAAGGAUGCUAUUGAUUUUUUUCGAAUGAUGCUGGUUGGUGGUGUUGCUCCUGACAAGCAAUUAUGUUCUGUUAUGCUUGACUCUAUUAACCGAGGCAGUGAUUUCACUUUGAAGUUUCAAUUUUAUGUUUUAAUGAUCAAAUUUGGUUUUGGUCCUGGUUGAAUCAAUUGGGAUGAGUUUUUUCGCUGUGCUUCUCAUCGCCGUACAUCCUCGACUGACAAAUGCUAUGAUAAGGAUUUAAGAGAACCUUGUCAAAUCAGUUCCUCUAUAUUGAAUUUCAUUGAGAAAGUCCUCGUCCGGAAACUUGAUUGUACAUAGGACAGUUCCCAG
Sesamum indicum (sesame) is the source of this 2475-nucleotide messenger RNA. RefSeq names its product Tetratricopeptide repeat (TPR)-like superfamily protein. Gene Ontology annotation, molecular function: protein binding. Lineage: Eukaryota; Viridiplantae; Streptophyta; Magnoliopsida; Lamiales; Pedaliaceae. The record is from RefSeq and is a predicted model, not a curated record.